Molecule: messenger RNA, 1164 nt
Organism: Eutrema salsugineum
Lineage: Eukaryota; Viridiplantae; Streptophyta; Magnoliopsida; Brassicales; Brassicaceae
Product: methylsterol monooxygenase 2-2
Exons: 7
Coding region: 101-901 (266 amino acids)
Biological process (GO): sterol biosynthetic process; 4-alpha-methyl-delta7-sterol oxidation
Molecular function (GO): iron ion binding; C-4 methylsterol oxidase activity
Source: RefSeq, a predicted model, not a curated record
ACCUGUGACAGUCUGUCUGUUGUUUCACUCGUGGCCUCUCUCCCACCUCUUUCUUUCUCUACAUCUUCCCCAUCUCUCCCACCUCUCAUAGAUCCCAUCAAUGGCUUCCCUCGUCGAAUCCGGUUGGCAGUACCUUGUGACACAUUUUAGCGACUUUCAACUGGCGUGCAUUGGGAGUUUUCUCCUCCAUGAAAGCGUCUUUUUCUUAUCUGGCCUCCCUUUCAUCUAUCUAGAAAGGGCAGGCUUUCUCAGCAAGUACAAAAUUCAGACAAAAAAUAACACACCUGCAGCCCAAGGAAAAUGUAUUACUCGCCUCUUGCUUUAUCAUUUCUGCGUAAACUUGCCCCUGAUGAUGGCCUCCUAUCCUGUCUUCAGAGCCAUGGGAAUGCGAAGCAGUUUUCCUCUGCCGUCCUGGAAAGAAGUGUCUGCCCAGAUAUUAUUCUACUUCAUCAUUGAGGAUUUUGUUUUCUAUUGGGGUCACCGGAUCUUGCAUUCAAAAUGGCUGUACAAGAACGUGCACAGUGUGCAUCAUGAAUACGCCACACCAUUUGGUUUGACAUCGGAAUAUGCUCACCCUGCUGAGAUUCUAUUCCUGGGUUUUGCUACCAUAGUUGGUCCAGCUCUCACCGGUCCCCACCUGAUUACCCUCUGGUUAUGGAUGGUACUGAGAGUGCUUGAAACAGUUGAAGCACAUUGUGGUUAUCAUUUCCCAUGGAGCCUCUCGAAUUUUUUUCCUCUGUAUGGAGGUGCUGACUUCCAUGACUACCAUCACCGCCUCCUCUACACAAAGUCUGGCAACUACUCUUCAACUUUUGUGUAUAUGGACUGGAUCUUUGGUACUGACAAGGGCUACAGAAGAUUGAAGACCCUUAAAGAAAACGGUGACAUGAAACAAACGUGAAAUGGCCAGUUUGGAUUGCAGAGUACAUUUGUCGCUGGAAAUGUGGGUUUGCGAGGUCAGUUUGCAUCUCCGGAGAGGUCUUUAUUCUGCAACCUCUGCUUUUGUCGUCCAUUUUGCUUCUGUGUUGCUGCAGCAUUUCUGUGUCUUAGUUUAAUAUGUGUGACUAGAAUUGUUACAAAUGUGGCAUCCUUGAAAACAUUUGUUUCUUUAAAUCUCAAAGCAGUUAAUAUUAGUAUGUGUUUGGGUUGAGCAAUUGAAGCAUA